Messenger RNA from Phialemonium atrogriseum, 1837 nucleotides. RefSeq names its product putative rna polymerase. The transcript has 2 exons. Lineage: Eukaryota; Fungi; Ascomycota; Sordariomycetes; Cephalothecales; Cephalothecaceae. Gene Ontology annotation, cellular component: transcription factor TFIIH core complex; transcription factor TFIIH holo complex. Gene Ontology annotation, biological process: nucleotide-excision repair; regulation of DNA-templated transcription. The record is from RefSeq and is a predicted model, not a curated record. The coding region runs from base 300 to 1505 and encodes 401 amino acids.
GGCGUUCGUUCCAAAAACUCCCAAGGGAAUUUUUAACGACGCGCCUUUCGUCUAAGCAGAAUUAAACUCACGGCUGGCUCCGCUUCAACUUGGUCUCCCAUUUCUGGUAGAUGCAACCUACGGCGACCGGCAUACCUGAGUACUGGCCUAUGCCGAUGGUUGGAUUCCGUGAGGUGGUCCGGGUUCGCCUUUCAUCCCUUCCUUCGGGAUCGCGAGUGCAAGCACGGACCGGCGUUGGACCUUAGGAAUCGUUGGGAAGCCCAAUAACAGGAGCUCUGAGCUCCCGCCAAGCACUCGCAAUGAGUGUCCAGGAUGCCGUUGACGCCUCGGAGCACUACGAGGUCUAUAAUACGGGGACUAUCCCAUCUCUGUGCACCAUUAUCAUUGAUACCAAUCCCCGUGCCUGGGCUGCUCUUGCCCAAGUGCUACCUAUAUCGAAGGCCAUCGCGAGCGUCCUCGUCUAUGUCAACGCCCAUUUGGCAUUCAAUAAUGCGAACCAAGUCGCCAUCAUAGCCUCGCACAGCAACAGGGCCGUCUGGCUCUACCCGUCACCACCCAAACCCCAGCCGCCAACCGCAUCAGAAGAAGACGUCGAUAUGACCGAUGUCGAUGCCAACAAUCCCGGGCAGAGCGGUAUUCCAGCCACGACCUCGACCGCUUAUCACUCCGCCAACAAAUACCCCCAAUUCGCCGCCAUCGAGAGCUCCCUCCUCACCUCCCUCCGCUUCCUCGUCGACGGUACCACGGUCACAGACCUCACCCCAGCAACCACCCAAAUCUCGGGAGCCUUAACCCUCGCCCUCGCCCACAUUAACAAGACCUCCCUCUCCCUCUCCGCAGCCAACACAACCGCCACCGGCGCCGCCUCCACGGGGCCGAAAUCCUCGACGGCCGGCGGCCUGUCGGGCCUGCACGCGCGCAUCCUCAUCCUGUCCGUGUCCGACAGCGCACCGGCGCAGUACAUCCCGACCAUGAACGCCGUCUUCGCGGCCGCCCACGCCCACAUCGCCAUCGACACCCUCGCCCUGCGCGGCACCGCCACCUUCCUGCACCAGGCCAGCUUCAUUACCCGCGGCACCUUCAUCCGUGCCGAGAACCCCCAGGGCCUGCUGACCUACCUCAUGUUCGGCUUCGGCAGCGGUAGCGCCGCGCCCGCGGGCCCCGACCCGGCGACGGGGAGGCCGGACGGCGGCGGCGGGGAGACCGGGAACGUGGCGGACCUGCUGGUGGCGCCGAGCGCCGACCUGGUGGACUUCCGGGCGGCGUGCUUCUGCCACCGCCGCGUCGUCGACACGGGGUUCGUGUGCAGCAUCUGCCUCAGCAUCUUCUGCGAGGUGCCCGAGGGGGCCGAGUGCCUCACCUGCGGCACCAAGCUCGCGCUCGGCAGCUACGGCGCCAAGCCCGCUGUCGUGCCGAGGGUCAGGCGCAAGAAGAAGAGGAAGAUGGGCGCCAACGGCGAGGUCAGGGAGGAGACGGGGAGCGCCGCGGCGACGCCCAUGGGGUGACUGGGCUGGGUCCAGGAGAGGCCAAAUAAAAGUUGGACGGGAUAUACGGAGUCUGGCAUUGCGUCGGCGUCGCUGUGUGCCUCGCUGUAUAUUGUUGGGGCGGAGUUCCCAAGACCUGGCAAAGUGUUCCAGGAUCAUGGAUGGCGUUUGAUAAGUACGACUGGAUAGUGGGGCGUAUUCCCCCCAAGUUAACUCAAAAAGUUCAUAAUCGCGAAUAGACGCGUUGCUUAAAGGUCUCUUUCAUUGGUAAUUGUAUUGGUGAUUGAUUAGGUCUGUCCCUUGAAGGAAUCAGGGUAAUACUAGGUACCUAGUCUAGGACUCGAGGUGGGUAG